UCAUUCAAUUGUUUUGACAUAAAUGUUAAAAAAUUAACAACAACAAAUGAAAAGAAAAAAUGUUAAAGUCAGCUGUACAAAUUUUAGCAAACCGAGCACCGGCAGUUUUUCUACCAAAAUCCCCUUUUAUACGAAACUUAUGCAAUAUGGUUGAUGCCAAAUUGGAAGCUGUACCAAGUGUUGAUAUUGAAGAGGGUAUUUUUAAAUAUGUACUCAUUAAAGUGUAUGGCAAGGAAAAAACCGAUGGUACCGAGCCCAGCAAAUUGAUUGUAAGAGGUUACGGCGAUUGUGAAUGGCAUUCUGAUAUUUAUGAACGUGCUAGCACAUCCUGUCAAGGCUUAGGACUUGAUACUGAAUGUUUAGGUGGAGGUAGAAUUGAUCAUAAUCCUGAAGCGAAGCGUAUUAAAGUUUAUGGAUAUUCUCAGGGUUACGGAAAAGCCGAUCAUUCGGAGUCUAAAAAGAUUUUACUAACUAAAUAUAAAGAUUAUGAAAUUGAAAUUUCUGAUGAUGGCUAUUAAGAGAAAUACAUUAUUUUCUUACAAAACAGAUAUUAACUAUGGAUAUUAAUACGAAUAAUUUAAAAUAAAUGUUUUUUUUCAACUUUUA
Lucilia sericata (common green bottle fly) is the source of this 606-nucleotide messenger RNA. RefSeq names its product sex-regulated protein janus-A-like. The transcript has 4 exons. The record is from RefSeq and is a predicted model, not a curated record. NCBI's taxonomy places the organism in Eukaryota, Metazoa, Arthropoda, Insecta, Diptera, Calliphoridae. Bases 60 to 518 code for a protein of 152 amino acids. Gene Ontology annotation, biological process: peptidyl-histidine dephosphorylation. Gene Ontology annotation, molecular function: protein histidine phosphatase activity. Gene Ontology annotation, cellular component: cytosol.